GUGUGUGUGUGUGUGUGUGUGUUUGUGUGUGUGAAUGAUGUGAGGAUUUGCAUGAACGAUGGCUACGGUUUGCACUUUCGGUACUAGGCUAUUCCAUUGGCAACCAAGCUAAAUCAAGCAAACCUUAAGUAUUUGGGCCAGGUUUGGUGUUGAUCUUUAGUGUGGCCUGUUAAAGUCUGAAAGGGACCAACAGCUGAUGUUGUGCAUGGUCGUUUUUGAUAUUGAUUGGUUGUUUUUCUUUCCAGAGAAGUUUGAGGUUCUUGGUCCAACUUGUGCCAUUGUUGCUGUGGCUGGUGAUGACAUUCUACCCUGUUACGUCAAACCCAACAUCAGUGCUGAGGACAUGAGAGUUGACUGGUUCAGAAUCAACCUCCCUGACCCUCAGUCAAACAUUAGAGUCCAUUUUUACCAAGACGGCAGAGACAAAUACCAUGAUCGGAUCCACUCCUACGAGGGAAGGACAUUGUUUUUUAAAGAGGAACUGAAGAAGGGCAACACCUCUUUGAAACUGACCAGGGUACAAGGCACUGAUGAUGGACAUUAUAAAUGUCUUGUUGAGUCUAAGACACAUUAUGAUGAUGCCACCAUUCAAGUCUACGUCAGAGCUAUAGGAUCCAAGCCAGAGGUUUCCAUUGAGGGACAGAAAGGAGGGAUGGCUCUGCUGUGUGUAACUAAAGGCUGGUUCCCUGAGCCUGAGUUGGAGUGGCUGGACAGUGAAGGGGUCACUCUGUCUGCUGGACCGUCAGAGACAGACAGGGACUAUGAGGGAUUCUACGUAGUCAAACUAAAGACCAUCGUAAAGGAGACUGACAUCAACCACUUUACCUGCAGACUGAGACAGAGGCAGCAACAUGAGGUGAUUAAGAUGGAGACAGAGUUUCACAUCCCUAGUGAGCUAAUCCUUGUCUGUCACACCCUGACCAUAGUUUACUUUGCAUGUUUCUAUGUUUUGGUUGGUCAGGGUGUGAUCUGAGUGGGCAUUCUAUGUUGGAUGUCUUGUUUGUCUAUUUCUAUGUCUGGCCUGAUAUGGUUCUCAAUCAGAGGCAGGUGUUAGUCAUUGUCUCUGAUUGGGAACCAUAUUUAGGUAGCCUGGGUUUCACUGUGUUUUUGUGGGUGAUUGUCCCUGUCUCUGUGUUUAUUGUCACCAGAUAGGCUGUAUAGGUUUUCACGGUCUGGCCGUUCAUUUAUUGUUUGUUAGUUAUUUCAUGUCGAGUUCCUCUUAAUUAAAGAACACGAAUAACCACGACGCUGCAUUUUGGUCCGCUUCUCUUCCACCAGACGAAAGCCUCUACAUUGUCUCUAUGGGCAUUGUGGCCAUAUUAUCUUUCACUAUUUGGCACUGGAAUGGUAAUUAUGGUAGCAUUUUUCUGUAAACUUCACACACCAGUCAGAGUUAUACUUUAACUACAUAUUUAAUAAUAAUUAAGCUUUGCAAUAGCAUUUGACUUUCAACAAUUCACUAUUUCUAAUGAACCGUUGAGAGUGCCACCAGAAAAGUACAAAGAUCUUUUAUAGCCAAGAUACACCCAUCUCAACUUACACGACGAACCACAGAUCUUAGGAACAGUUCACAAAGGUUAAGAUUUGUAUGAAAGAUAUCUAUAAAACAUAGGAGACAGUUACUGUUGUGUCAACAGUUCUCAUUGUAAAGACCAGUGUCUGGCCCCCUCCUACUUCAAACUGGAACCCAUCUCACCCAGGUAUCUGGAAUGCUCGUUAGGCUUUAUUAGCCAAAGACAUUGUAAAUCUCCUCUGUCAGUGCUAUCUCAGAGGCCCAUCCUCAGUGGAACACACAAUACUCUAUUCUGUCCAAUGUAACAACUAUUAUAAUGUAAUACAAGCAUUAUAACAAUCUUACAAGCAUUAAAACAUAAUCUUGCAAUUUUUCACGACAUAACUUUUUUUGACUGAAUGUAAAUGUUUUAAAGUGCCGUUUACAGAGUGACAUACACAAGGAGUUGGGUACUAGAACCGAAAGGUUGCCAGUUCGAAUCCCUGAGCCGAUAAGGUGAAAAUCUUGAGCACGGCACUUAUUGCACCAGAGUUGUUCUAGUAUUUUCUCCACAAAAAUACUAAAUGUUUUAAUAUAAGGUUUAUUUAUAUCUCAGUGCAUGGUUUACAUGAAGCACAUAAGUGUAACUUCUUCCUUCAUGUAAAGGACUUUGUCAGAAAACAUCUUGAGUAAGUCAUUUUGUGGACCUUUCCUCUAACUUAUCUAUUGUCAUGUCUGUAGAUGCAUCCAGAGCUGAACAGUCAAGAGCUAGUUAAGUAGUGUCUUACUGUCAAACAUGCAGUUAUCUCCUCCAGAAAUGGAACUUUGUCAGAGAAAACACUGAGGUUCUGUGUUCAUUAAGUAUGUUCUCUAAUGUCUCUCUUUGCAUGUGUCCAGAGCAAGUUAAAAAAUGAACACAGUCUUGAGUUGAGUAAGUAGUGUCUAACAGUCCUAUGCAUCAAUGUGUAAAAGUUUACUUUUUCAUAAUUUUCUCC
Oncorhynchus masou masou (cherry salmon) is the source of this 2487-nucleotide messenger RNA. RefSeq names its product butyrophilin subfamily 1 member A1-like. Lineage: Eukaryota; Metazoa; Chordata; Actinopteri; Salmoniformes; Salmonidae. Gene Ontology annotation, cellular component: external side of plasma membrane. Gene Ontology annotation, biological process: regulation of cytokine production; T cell receptor signaling pathway. Gene Ontology annotation, molecular function: signaling receptor binding. Bases 197 to 973 code for a protein of 258 amino acids. The transcript has 4 exons. The record is from RefSeq and is a predicted model, not a curated record.